GAUUUGGCAAGUAUAAAUCAAAUUAGCCUCUCCUUCCCUGCCUGUCUCGUGUCGACAAAUACAAAAACUUAUUCGAGCUUUUGCAGCCAAUUUUGCAGCACAAGAUGUUAAUGAUGUUUCAGCUUUGCCAGGUUAUGGUGAUGAUCAGUUUCUGGAGCUCUAUUACUUUGCUUGCUUCUGAUCAGCUGCAUCCAGGGGAAGUUGAAGCGUUAAGACAAAUCGGUAAGACAGUAAACGAGGAUGGCCAACUAUCCUUGAAGUUCGUCGAUCGUUGUCAACAGAGUGGAGUCGUUGAGACAGUACUGACUUCUGCUCCACCAAACUUAGAAGGGAACAGCACCAUCGAAUGUAACUGCAGCAUCACUGAUGAUAAUUACUGUCACAUUACUUCAUUCCAGCUCAAAGAUUACAGUCUUCCAGGCAGGCUUCCUCCGGAAUUGGCCAACCUUACUUAUGUCCAAAAAAUAGAUUUCACUCGCAACUAUCUAUACGGCACAAUUCCGGUGGAAUGGGCUUCGAUGAAAUAUCUGUCUUUCAUCUCGCUUACUGCAAAUCGCUUGUCAGGAAAUAUUCCUGCCCAUUUGGGAAGUUUUACUGCUCUCGCCUACUUGAGCCUUGAAUCAAAUCAGUUUUCUGGUGUUGUCCCACCUGAGCUUGGCAAGCUUGUCAACUUAAAAAAUCUGAUACUCUCCGGCAAUAAGUUAGUGGGGACCUUGCCAGAGGCACUUGCGCAGAUAAAAGACUUGAAGGAUUUUCGCGUAAGUGAUAAUAAUCUUAAUGGCACCGUACCCGAGUUCAUUGGGAACUGGACUCAACUUCAAAAGCUUGAAUUGUACGCGACUGGAUUGCAAGGACCUAUACCUCUUGCGAUUUUUCAUUUGGAAAAGUUGUCUGAUUUGAGGAUUGCUGAUAUGCCUGGACCAGAGUUUCAGUUACCUAAAAAGCCGAUUGAAAGGAAAUACUUGGUUCUGAGGAAUAUCAAUUUAGCUGGAACAAUCCCAGAAGACGCAUGGAAAGUGGAAAAAACACUCGACUUAACUUUUAACAAGUUGGUUGGGGAGAUUCCUCCUACUACAAUACGACGACAGUUUACGUUUUUGAGUGGCAACAAGCUGACUGGAACAGUGCAAGACUCAUUCCUCCAAAACAGCCAAAAUCUUGAUGUUUCGUACAAUAACUUUUCACGGUCACCAAGAUGCAGCAGCAGUAACGGGAAUAAUAUAAACUGGUUUCGAAGCUCGUCCAGCUAUAAUAACUUAAGCGAUCUUCUUCCAUGCUCAGAGAUAUCUCGGUGCCCAAAAUAUUAUCGUUCAUUCUAUAUAAACUGUGGUGGACAAGAUGUAAAGAAUGGGAGAAUCUUGUAUGAAGGUGAUCAAGAUAGUGAAAGUAAUGCUGCUGCAAGGAGUUAUUAUAGAUUAGGAUCAAACUGGGGAUUCAGCAGCACAGGAGAUUUCAUGGAUGAUAACAACUUCAAUGAUAACAAAUAUACGCUUCAAUCAAAUUCUAAUAUUUCUCUGGUUGACUUUGGAUUGUAUGCAACCGCACGUAAAACUCCCCUGUCUAUCACGUAUUAUGGAUAUUGUCUAGAAAAUGGGAAUUACACUGUCAGACUCCACUUUGCUGAGAUACAAUUCACAGAUGAAAAACUGUACAACAAAGUUGCAAGGCGAGUUUUUGAUAUUUACAUUCAGGGAAUACAAGUGCAAAAGGAUUUUAACUUUACAGAGGAAGCCAAAGGAUCUAACAGAAAUUUCACAAUAGCAUUCAACACCGCUGUGACAGACCGUACCCUGGAGAUCCGAUUAUACUGGGCUGGAAAAGGCACUACUAGCAUUCCAAGAAGAGGAAAUUAUGGUCCUAUAAUUUCUGCUAUAUCCGUAUGUUCAGGUUACAGAACUUAUUGUGAAGAACCUGAGGAAGCAAGUAAGAAACCUAUUGUGAUCGGAGUUGUCACUUCAGCAGCGUUCCUUAUUCUCUUGGUAAUGGGUGUCAUUUAUUGGAAGUUCUGCUAUGGAGACAAAUACACAAGAGAACGAGGUGCAGAGCUUAAAGGGCUAGAUUUGAAAACUGGUUCCUUCACCUUGAGGCAGCUAAAAGCGACCCCUGACAAUUUCAAUUCAGAAAACAAGAUUGGAGAGGGUGGUUUGGGAUCCGUAUACAAGGGUGAAACCUCGUCUUUAAUUUGAAUAAAGCCAAAGACGUGCUUGGAGCUUCGUUUGUAAUCAUAUAAUUAAUGAUGAUACAGUUAAUGAUCAAGAUUUAGACAACGUUUUGUUGCUUACCAUCCAUCAUGCUAUGGUUAUGGAUUUAUAAUUCUAUACAUGUAAACGGUCUAUGAAAGCUAUCUCCGUGGUUGUGAGAAUUCAGAGCCCCAGGCACUCUUCCUGGCCAGUGAUUAUUACUCCCGAUUUGUGAAGAUGGAUAUUAUGAAUAUUUUUUUU
Messenger RNA from Populus trichocarpa (black cottonwood), 2441 nucleotides. Its product is annotated as probable LRR receptor-like serine/threonine-protein kinase At1g29720. The coding region runs from base 105 to 2186 and encodes 693 amino acids. NCBI's taxonomy places the organism in Eukaryota, Viridiplantae, Streptophyta, Magnoliopsida, Malpighiales, Salicaceae. The transcript is spliced from 23 exons. Gene Ontology annotation, molecular function: protein binding. The record is from RefSeq and is a predicted model, not a curated record.